AUAAGCUUACAUGUCAUGCUGUGAGUGUCCUUUGAACAUCCAAAUAUGUCUUAACUUCCUUUCUUCUUUGGAGCGACAACAGUUCUUUACCGAUAUAUGCUCCACUGUUAAUGGUGUGUUGUAUAAGGAUAUCUGUCGGUGAAACAACACCAAGAGAAAGGAAGAUCACUUAAUUUCAAAUGAAAGGAAACUGGAUAUUUACACCUAAGGAUGAAUUUGGUGAAACCUGUCCUGUGUUGGAUCUUUAUCUUGUGCUUUUGGCGAGAAACUGAAGGCACAAUAUACUCUUCUACCAAAGCUAAAAUCUCUAUGCCGAACAGAACCAGAGUGGCAUUAGCUGGAGAAACUCUUGAAUUUAAACUGUCAGUAACCAUACCAGCAAACCACACAAAUGGCAAUCUUGAAUGCUACAAGUCUCAGAGCAAGGAGACUGUUUGGAAAAAGGAGCUUGAAAGGACACAUUCGGAUGUUACUAAAUCGGAGGUGGUACAUAUCAAAAUGUACAACAGCUCCUGGUCUGGUGAUUACCACUUUCGUUAUGCAUUUCAAGAAGUACACUGGGUGGUUCUUGUGAUGGAUAAGGGUUAUCAAGAUCCAGGUGACGUGUGGGAAAAAGACAUCAUCAUAAUGAUGAUUUUCUCAGGAAUUUUACUCUUCUUCAAUGUUUCAGGUUCACUUUACAUUUUGAAGAUCUACAAGGAACAACCUCUCUCUGGAGAGGAAAGAAAUAAAGUUGUGAAGAAGAGACCAGAGGAGAGGGAUGAGAAUGUGGUGAUGGAAGAAGAUGCAGCAUCUGCAUCACUCUACACUGCACUACAACACAGACCAAGCGCCAUUUAUGAUUCACUGAAUCCAGAACCGAUGAGUCAAAAGGAAAACAGACAAAAAUCAGAAAAAAUGCACUGGAAAGCUCAAGAAGAUGAAGAAGUCUAUGAAAACUUUUGAAUAUUUGUCUGCAUAAAUAUACUUUUCUAUUAGUGUCAAAUAAAAAUACAGAUAUUUUUGUAUAAUAUAAAACAAUAUGGCCCUGUGUAACAAACCAUACUAGGAAAUAAAGGAAGAUUAAAACAAA
This is a messenger RNA of Xyrauchen texanus (razorback sucker), 1072 nucleotides long. RefSeq lists its product as uncharacterized. Bases 211 to 945 code for a protein of 244 amino acids. Gene Ontology annotation, cellular component: membrane raft. The transcript has 6 exons. The record is from RefSeq and is a predicted model, not a curated record. NCBI's taxonomy places the organism in Eukaryota, Metazoa, Chordata, Actinopteri, Cypriniformes, Catostomidae. Gene Ontology annotation, molecular function: transmembrane signaling receptor activity. Gene Ontology annotation, biological process: positive regulation of cytokine production; B cell receptor signaling pathway; regulation of B cell differentiation.